Messenger RNA from Cladocopium goreaui, 5754 nucleotides. Lineage: Eukaryota; Dinophyceae; Suessiales; Symbiodiniaceae. The record is from the annotation of a GenBank genome assembly.
AUGGGGUUGCAGUUUGUUCCAGUUUGUGUUUUGGGUUGGAGAUUUCGAGGUUUUCAAAGGUCAACGUUGGGUCGCCUUGCACAGGUGGUCUCAAAGAUUUCCGCCUCUGCCCACCAGCCUCAACAACGUCGACCACGACCACAACCACGGCUGGGCCAACCACGACCACAACCACGGCUGAGCCAACCACGACCACAACCACAGCUGGGCCAACCACGACCACCACCACCACCAUCACCACCACCACCACCACCAGCACCACCAGCAGUUGAGUGUCCUUCCGGCUCCCUUCCCUACAACUUCAGCUUCCGGCCCGGCAUGGGAAGGCAGCUGUCAUUCAACGAGGAAAUUGUGACCGACAGUGGUGUUUUCUUCGCUGGCGUUUCCUUGCCUCCAUCGCCGACACCCUGCAUUGGGGCCGGCAUUUGGACCCCAAUAACCAACCUGAAUGAUGGUGAUUUGUUGGGCUGUCCGGACAAUGGAAACAAUGCAAUCAACGGAGUGAACGGAGACGGCUGCAACCUGCUGGUGGUCCUGGAAGACGAAAGCCAGCUGAAUGACACCAGCAACAUUAAGAUCGAUGAUUGCAGACAAGGUGGUAGCAUUAUCUCUUUGCAGCUCGUUCCGCCACAGCCGGUGCUGUCAUAUAGCUUUUGGGACAACGAAAAUGGUGAAGGCUCCUUGUUCACCUGGCAGAAUGAGAACGGAGCAUCAAACACGGUCAACAUUCCCGUCUCCGGCAACAACAAUGGCGUCACCGAGGACAUCUCCACGAACCAACAGUUGCCACCGAACGAUGUCCAGUUUGUGAAUGUGACUUAUGGCGGAUCAGGUGGUCUGCAAACUUUGCGGCUUUGCAGCACCACCACGACGACACCAAUGGUAAACGAGCCGCCGCCGACCACCACGGGAGCAGUGGUGGAGGGUGAUCCUCACAUCCACACCUUUGAGGGAGAGAGAGCAACUAAUCAGGAGUUGCAACAAGGUAUGGAAGAGAUGAAAAAGGCGCAAGAAAGGCUUGAAAGGGAAGCAAAAGAAAGUCAGGAGUUGCCCCUGGAAGAUGCCAAAGGAUCAACUGCCUCCGCCCCUGGCCAAGCCAAUCCAGGUGAUAGUCAGCCAGGAACUGUGAGAACUCCGGCGACAAUAGAAGGACCUCGGAAAGAAGAGGCCAACAGGCAUCGCAGAACUUUGAGACAAGGAGGAUUUGCUUUGCACUUGUUUUCAGGAGAUGAAGAAGGCUAUACUCUGAAGAGAUCAAUCAAGGGCCAAGGUGGGCCCCACCAGCGACUGUUGGAAAUUGACAUCAAGCACGGGCCAUCACAUGACCUUUUGAAAGGGAAUGGCCCUUAUGCUGCGCUGUUGAGGGCAGCAGUAGAAGGAAAGAUCCUUUCAGUGAUUGGUGGCCCCAACUGCAGGAGCCGAAGCGUUUUGCGACAUCGUCCAGUACCUGGCCAGCCUGAUGCUCCGAGGCCAAUUAGGUGUUGGGAUGGAGGUGAAUUUGGAGCACCCUGGAUCACUUCAAAAGAAGAAGCGAUGUUGCGAGAGGAUGAUGUGUUGAUGUGGCGCAUGCUGUUUUUGUUCAUGGUUGCCGAGUACACCAGACGAGCGCAGAUGAAAGUUGACCCUGUACAUCUGGUGCUUGAGCAGCCAGCUUCACCAAAGUCCUAUGAACCAGAGGCAGUCUCAUUUUGGGACACCAAAGAAUGGAAAGGGAUCCGAGAUGAGUUCAAGCUCAAUGAGGUGACCUUCAAUCAAGGGAAUCUUGGAGGUUUGGCACCAAAACCAACGACCCUUGGCACCACCUUUGACCUGUGCAUGGAAGACUAUGAAAGACCACUUCAACGUGAUCAAGAGGUCAAGAGUUCCAAGCAACUGGAGAGGUGGGCUCCGGGGUUGAUGGAUGCAGUUGGUGCCGCAACAGUCAAAGAGGUUUUCAAACAAACACCUCAGUUGAAGGAGGAAGAAGGAGGGUUAGAAGAAGCUCCAGCUCUCGAGGCUUUACAGGAUGACGGCGGUGAGUGCCGGGGGGUUGCGGAGGAGUGGCAACAACCCGAACGCCUCCCGCCCAACGCGGUGGGCAUGGUAAGGGGAGAUCAAUCAUCUCCCCGGCGACCUCCACCUGCGGAAGCUGAGGAGCUGGCAGAGGAAAAAAGGGAGGAGGAACAGGAUGAUGGCGGUGAGUGCCGGGGGGUUGCGGAGGAGUGGCAACAACCCGAACGCCUCCCGCCCAGCGUGGUGGGCAUGGUAAGGGGGGAUCAACUAUCUCCCCGGCGACCUCCACCCGCUGAUGCUGAACAGCCAGUUGAGGCUCAGGAGGAGGAGGAAAAGGUCGAAGGUCCGGAAGAGCCGGAUCCAAAAGAAGAGCUUGAGAUGCGAGUCUUCAAGAUGGCACUUCCCAUGCGAUCCAAAAAGGCCAAAGAGGUGACGAGGGCGGCUAUGGAGAUGAUCCUCAAGUUGAAAAUGGAUGGAUACCAAGUAUCAAGGAUUCACUCAGACAGAGGCCAUGAAUUCCUUGGAAGCUUUGAGACAUGGAUGAAGGCGAGAGGCAUCCUUCUCACGAGAACGUCUGGAGACGAUCCAAGAGCCAAUGGAAGAGCUGAAGCCACGGUGAAGUCAGUGAAAAACCAGAUCAGAAGGAUCCUGAUGCAUGCUGGAGUUGGGUCGCAAUGGUGGCCCUGGGCAUUGCGAUAUUUGAAUGAGGUUUACAGAUGCCAAAGGCUGGACAAGGUUCCUGACUUCCCAUUGUUUCUGCAAGAUGUUUUGGUGAGGAGGAGACGAUGGAAGAAGCAGGCGUUUGAGCCAACAGUUGAGGUUUCAAAAUAUUUGGGUCCAGCGCCAGAGGAGAAUGGACACUGGAUCAAGGCUGGAGAUGAGGCACCACGAGUCACACGGUGUUUCAUGAGAAAAGCUUUGGAACGACCAGAUGAAGGUGUCUGGCUUGCAGUAGAGCGAGAAGUUUUGGAUGCGCUGACAAAGAGGAGGAGAUUGAGAGGAAAGACCACGGUUAGAAGGCUUCAGAUGGAAGAACCUGAGAAUGAUGAAGAGGAGGAAGCGGCCAAAGUCGCAAAGAUGCGGAUGCAGUUUACAAAGGUAGUGGAGGAGGAGAUGAAAAUGAUGCUGGAAGAUGAUCAAGAGUUGAUCACAGAAGAGAUAGAAAUCUUGGCGUCUCUCAAGAAGAUCCUGAACUCACAGGAAGUCAAUGAGGACGACGAGAUCUUGCAGACCAAGAUCAUUUCACUGCAGGAAGUGUCCAAGAAGUGGCAGGAAUGGCUUCCUGCUAUAGAUGCAGAGGUGAGUUCACUUCUUGAAGAAAAAGAGGCGAUGGAGGAAGUGAGUGGUGAAAAGCUGGAGGCCCUUCUCAAGGAGGCUGAAGAGAAAGGCAUGCAGGUUGAGUUUUUGCCGUCCAAGCUGGUGUGCACGAAAAAGCCUGGAAAGAAAGGUGGCCGCAACAAGAUUCGAUGGGUCAUUUGCGGCAAUUUUGAACAGGUGAAAGAAGGUGAGAACACCUUUAGCUCUGGCGCUGAUGCAUCAGCACUACGACUUUUGGUGGUCACGGCCUCAAAACAUCAGUGGGCGGCCGGGACCGUUGACAUCAAGACUGCCUUUUUGAAUGCCAGUAUGGAUCCACAAGACCAGCCCAGUUUGUUGCUGGUGAAACCUCCACCGCUGCUUUUGGAGAAACGAUACAUGAAGGCAGGCACAUACUACCUUCCGAAGCGAGCUGUCUAUGGGCUCCGCAGAUCCCCACGGCUUUGGGGCGACUGCCGCGAUGAGGGCCUUCACCACAUGAAGGUUCAUGUCCAAGAAGGAGAACGAGAUCUCACAUUGAGGCUGAUCCCAUUGGACUCUGAACCCAAUCUCUGGCGCAUUGAGGAGGCGGUCAUGACGAGCAUCAGAAAGCUGUGGACCACAUCUGAACCAGAUCAGGUGGGAGUCAAACCAAUCAGGUUCUUGGGGGUGGAAAUAUCAAAGGUUUUUGACCAAGAGAAGGGCCGUGACAUUUGGUACAUCGGCCAGCAGUCCUACAUCAAGGAGCUCCUAGCCCAAGAUGAGGAUGAAGUUUUGGAGCGAAAGAUCCCCAUCACCAAGGAUCAGAGUCAGUUUGCAGCGGAGGAGAAAAAGACCCCCGACUUGAUCAAGGCUGCACAGAAGGCCACGGGAGAGAUGCUGUGGCUUGUGACGCGCACCAGAGCUGAUUUGAUGUAUGCAGUUUCGAGGAUGGGGUCCAAUGUCACAAAGGCCCCUCAAAAGGUUCUUCAAAUCUACCAACAGAUCAAAGGAUACCUCAAGAAGACAUGGAAGUUGGGCCUGCGUUUUGAUGCAGCAGGUCAAGAUCCGGUCAUGAUUGAGGCUUUUUCAGACGCCAGUUUUGCACCAGAAGGUGAGGUGAGCCAUGGAGCCUUUUUGGUGAAGGUUGCUGGAUGUUUGGUUUUUUGGAGGAGCGGAAGGCAGAGUUUCAUCACCCUGUCGACGGCAGAGGCAGAGAUGAUGGAAAUUAUGGAGAGCAUGGUAGCUGGGGAGUCAAUAGGAGCGAUAGCUGAUGAGCUUUAUGGAGAGCUCCACCGAAAAUCGUGGACAGACUCUCAAGCUGCCCUUUCAAUCCUCUCUUCAGAUGGCGGAUCAUGGAGAACCAGACAUCUCCGUCUUCGAGCAGCAGCUGCGAGACAGUCGAUCAACCAAGGGAAUUGGUCGAUUCAACAUCAACCAGGAAACAAGAUGACGGCGGAUAUCGGCACGAAGCCUCUGUCGUCAGAGCGGAUCAAGGUUUUGAGAGAAGAAAUGAACAUGUUUGAAGUUCCAAGCACUGAAAAGGAGGAAGAAGAGAAGAACGUGGACGAGAGCGUCUCAAGGUUGAGAGAGGGAGCUGGAGCUGACCUUGAGAAGGCAGCUGUGGCUUCAAGGUUGAGAGAGGGAGCUGGAGCUGACCUUGAGAAGGCAGCUGUGGCUUCAAGGUUGAGAGAGGGAGCUGGAGCUGACCUUGAGAAGGCAGCUGUGGCUUCAAGGUUGGGAGAGGGAGCUGGAGCUGACCUUGAGAAGGCAGCUGUGGCUUUGAGGUUGAGAGAAGGAGCUGGAGCUGACCUUGAGAAGGCAGCUGUGGCUUUGAAGCUGCUGACACUUGCAGCAGUUUUGUCAGUAGCGAAAGGAGAAGAAGAGGAGGAAUCAGAUCAAGAUGGAAUGAUGGAAUUCAACAUGAUGAUGGCCGUAUUCACCGUGAUGGUGAUCGGGGCUACGUUGGCGAUUCAAUGCUUGUGGAAGGCUUGGACAGAGAGGCUGAGAACCAGAGUGCGAAGUCAGGCUGGAUCGGCCAAUCAAGGCCUUGUUGCAGAAAGAAAAGGAAAAGGAAAAGGUGGUGAGAGCCGGGGGGUUGCGGAGGAGUGGCAACAACCCGUACGCCUCCCACCUAGUGCGGUGGGCAUGGUAAGGGGAGAUCAAACAUCUCCCCGGCGACCUCCACCAAGCACUGGUGCGGUGGGUAUGGUAAGGGGAGAUCAACUAUCUCCCCGGCGACCUCCACCAAGCACUGAAGGGCAGGGAGCGACAUUGCCCCAGUCGCCGUCAAGGUUUGAAGACCCAUCCAGCGAAUCUUCUGAGGAGCGUCCAUAUCGUCCACUGGAUGAACGACACAUCCCCGAAGUGGACAUCGAAGGCGAGUUGCUCAGAAUUGCUGAAGAAGAAGCGAUGGUGCUGGAUGUGCAGAGCGAUUUCUCUGCAGACUCGUGGAAGACCCCCUCCUGGAGUUCCUUUGUGGGUUGA